Molecule: messenger RNA, 509 nt
Organism: Drosophila novamexicana
Lineage: Eukaryota; Metazoa; Arthropoda; Insecta; Diptera; Drosophilidae
Gene: Phf5a
Product: PHD finger-like domain-containing protein 5A
Exons: 4
Coding region: 101-436 (111 amino acids)
Biological process (GO): mRNA splicing, via spliceosome
Cellular component (GO): precatalytic spliceosome; U12-type spliceosomal complex; catalytic step 2 spliceosome
Source: RefSeq, a predicted model, not a curated record
UAGACGGUCACACUGCCAUCAACACUAAAAGCAGCCAUAGUCUUGAUAAACGCAGAUUUGUUAUUUAGCUUGAAUAUACAUUAAAUAGUGCUACUUAAACAUGGCAAAGCAUCAUCCCGAUUUGAUUUUCUGCCGCAAGCAACCCGGCGUGGCCAUUGGCCGGCUCUGUGAAAAGGAUGAUGGAAAAUGUGUAAUUUGCGACUCGUACGUGCGUCCCUGCACCUUGGUGCGCAUCUGUGAUGAGUGCAACUAUGGCUCGUAUCAGGGACGCUGUGUUAUUUGCGGCGGUCCCGGCGUUUCCGAUGCCUACUACUGCAAAUCCUGCACCAUACAGGAGAAGGAUCGCGACGGUUGCCCCAAGAUUGUCAAUCUGGGCAGUUCAAAGACAGACUUGUUCUAUGAGCGUAAAAAAUAUGGUUUCAAACAAAACUAUUAGCGUACUGAAGACUACCGUAUAUAUAUAUAUAUGUCUAAUAAAUUUGUAAUGUAGUUUAAUGCAUAUACAUAUA